AUGGAUCUUUGUGUUUAUACUCGUAAAAGACUAGAGUAUUUUAAUGUCUAUAAUAAAAAGGUGCGCUCACAGAUAAGCAUUGCAUAAUUAUCAUCAUUUACAUUCUUGUCCUGGACGGUAACCUGAGUGGUUCUCAAUUUUUAAAAUAAAUUUUUAACAACAAAAACACAAUUACUCAUUAAUUUGUAUUGAUCAGAUGAAUAAUUCUCCUCAAAGGAUUUUUUGGGUUUGCUCACUGUUUUUGGCUUCUUGUGUACUUUGUGACUCUGGUGCUGCAACAAAGGGUGUUUAUAAAGUUUGUAGCUUUGAAGCGUUUUUUCUUUGAAAAAAAAGGCAUGUUAAAUAGGUUGUGAACACAAAUACCGGUAUACCAUGUGUGAUCGUCCAAGCUGAUAUUUAUUUGUAUCUCACUUACAUUACAAAUGAUGGUGGAGUAUGUUACCCAUGUUUAGUGCAUGCAAAUAAAUAAUUCUGAUUCAGAAAGAUGUCGUCGUUCAUGUUCCAACGUCUUCCACAGUCGACACAGACUUCAGUUUAUGCGAUGGUACUCUUUCUUUGUCAGGAUAUUCGAUAAAAUCUCAACUUUUGAGAAUCAAUCUUUACCAUGUCAGUUUGAACUCAAAGGCGUUAAUCUAAAUAAUUGUUUAGAUGCCCGGAUGGUCCGUAGAUUUAGCAUUCACCAAAGACAACCGCUUUAAGACAGACAACGAAAAAGAAUUUACACUAUUUCAAGUUAACGUAACUGCUAACUUUUCCUCUGACACAGAUGCUUUUCCAAAUGCAAAAUACCCUGUUCAACAGUAUUAUUUGCACAUUGAUCCUGAAGAAUUGUCAGAUAUUGCCGGUUCAAUUUAUGCAACAGUAGACAAUUCGUAUUAUUGCCCAAGUGAGCAAAAAUAUGUUAUUAACAAUGACAACACAUACGGGCCCUAUGCAUAGUAAGUUAUUGAGAAAACUACGAAAUUCUAAUUUGCUAUUAAUUCUUAGCAUCAAAUUCAAACUUGUCACAUUGCAAGCAUUCAUGACUAGCUCCACGUUAGGGCCGAGUGAGUUGUGCCACUUAUCUUUCUUGAAAAACAGCAAAAUUGUUGCAGAGGAAACUUGUCCCACAGAUCAGCAAACAACUGAUCUUAUUCCUGUUAUUGUUGGUUCUACUCUUGCCGGACUCAUAAUUCUAACACUAAUAGUUUAUCUUGUACGCGCAAUUAUUGAACACAUUCAAACACUAAUCAUAAUAUUUUCAGAUCUAUAGAAGUUUUUUGCCAGAAGAAGUUAUCAAUCUUGUGAAUCCAGAAUCACACUUUGAUUUUGAAAACACUGCAAAGUUGGAUGAUUUGAGUAUUAAUUCUAUUGCUCAUCGUUUUUGA
Caenorhabditis sp. 36 PRJEB53466 is the source of this 1367-nucleotide messenger RNA. The record is from the annotation of a GenBank genome assembly. Lineage: Eukaryota; Metazoa; Nematoda; Chromadorea; Rhabditida; Rhabditidae.